Messenger RNA from Oryctolagus cuniculus (rabbit), 918 nucleotides. RefSeq names its product G protein subunit gamma 3 (gene GNG3). NCBI's taxonomy places the organism in Eukaryota, Metazoa, Chordata, Mammalia, Lagomorpha, Leporidae. Gene Ontology annotation, molecular function: G-protein beta-subunit binding. Gene Ontology annotation, cellular component: heterotrimeric G-protein complex. The record is from RefSeq and is a predicted model, not a curated record. Gene Ontology annotation, biological process: G protein-coupled receptor signaling pathway.
GGAUGCAGGCAGCAGCCCGCCCGGCUCCCCCACUGGCCAGGCAGUUGGUAUGCUCCAGGCUCAGAGCAGCUCCUUCCAGCAUCCUUCAUCCUCCAGGUACCAGCCAUCUGGGCAGUGCUGGAGCUGCAGGGACCGAGAGCAGCCCCCUGCAGCCCCCUGGCGCAGCCUUCCCCAGUAGCCUCUGUGUUAACUGACGGCUUCUGCGUCAGGUACUUCCAACUGCAGCCCCUUGCAGGGUGGGGCACCCAUCUGAGGCACGAGGUUUUUGUGCCCCCCACCCCUCCCCCAGACUCUACACCCAGGGCUGCCGCCGCCUGUGCUCCAGGAUGAAGGGAGAGACCCCUGUGAACAGCACUAUGAGUAUUGGGCAAGCCCGCAAGAUGGUGGAACAGCUUAAGAUCGAAGCCAGUUUAUGCCGGAUAAAGGUGUCCAAGGCGGCCGCGGACCUGAUGACUUACUGUGACGCCCACGCCUGUGAGGACCCCCUCAUCACUCCUGUCCCCACCUCGGAGAACCCCUUCCGGGAGAAGAAGUUCUUCUGCGCCCUGCUCUGAGCCGCCCCGCUGCCCCUCACCACUCCUCACCGUCCCCUCUCCCGGGCCCUUCUUAGGUCGGUAACUGCCACGAGCCCAGCUCCCUGCACCUCACCUCCAACCCUGGCCCACACCCGAGUAUCGGAAGCACAAGGCCCUCCCUCACCUACCUGCCGACCCCUCCCCUUGGCCCGGGCGGCUGACCCCAGUCCCCCACCCCACUCCCGUUGCUCCACCCACGGAAGGGCGCCAUCACACUCUGCCAGCCUCCCUGUGACCCGCUCAGACAAUGGGGAGAGGGGUGGGCCGGGUGCUUGCUCUCAGUCUCACCUGGAGCUACUGGAAGGGAAAAGCCAUUUGAAGAAUAAAGUCCUCCAGAGCCUCA